This is a messenger RNA of Mizuhopecten yessoensis (Yesso scallop), 3512 nucleotides long. RefSeq names its product aspartate aminotransferase, cytoplasmic-like. Lineage: Eukaryota; Metazoa; Mollusca; Bivalvia; Pectinida; Pectinidae. Gene Ontology annotation, biological process: L-aspartate biosynthetic process. The transcript is spliced from 9 exons. The coding region runs from base 60 to 1310 and encodes 416 amino acids. Gene Ontology annotation, molecular function: pyridoxal phosphate binding; L-aspartate:2-oxoglutarate transaminase activity. The record is from RefSeq and is a predicted model, not a curated record. Gene Ontology annotation, cellular component: cytosol.
GAGUUCCACCUUGACAACACGUGACCUCGACCUUCAACUGAACCCUUUCACCAUCGAAAAUGGCCGAGUCAAUGUUCUCAGACGUUAAGAUCGCACCUCCUAUCGAGGUUUUCUCGUUAACAGCAAAGUACAACGAAGACAAACGGCCAAUUAAGGUUAAUCUCGGAGUUGGGGCUUACAGGACAGAUGAAGACAAGCCAUGGGUGUUACCUGUUGUACGGACUGUUGAGGCACAGAUGGCGUGUGAUGCCACUCUCAACCAUGAGUACCUCCCUGUGGCAGGUUUGGCUGAAUUCAGUAACAAUUCAAUAAAGCUACUUCUGGGUGAAGACAGCCCAGUCAUCACACAGAACAGGGUUCUCGGCACACAGGCCGUAGGGGGGACUGGAGCCCUCAAACUGGCCGCAGAGUUUAUGCACAGGCAUCUGGGUGUCGACGUCGUCUACGUGUCCAAACCGACAUGGGGUAAUCACAGGGGGAUCUUCAAAGAUGCUGGUUUCUCACAGAUAAGGGAAUAUCGCUACUGGAAAGCAGACACCAGAUCGUUGGACUUUGACGGUAUGAUGGAGGAUUUGAAGAACGCUCCUGAACGAGCCUGUGUCAUCCUUCAUGGCUGUGCACACAACCCGACUGGAGUUGAUGCUACCCCUGCACAGUGGGUAGAGAUCGCAGACGUCUGUCAGGAGAGGAAUCUGACCAUACUCAUUGAUAUCGCCUACCAAGGGUUUGCCACUGGCGAUCUAGAUAAGGAUGCUUCUGCUGUGCGCUAUAUGCAGAGCCGUGGAUUUGAAAUGUUUAUUGCACAGUCAUUCUCAAAGAACUUUGGUCUAUAUAAUGAAAGAGUGGGUAACCUAGUAACGAUCACUAAGACGAACGAAACAGUGUUGAAGGUGAGGUCCCAGAUGGAUCUGAUCGUCCGGACAAUGUGGUCAAACCCACCCAAUCAUGGCGCUCGUGUUGUUUGUUCUGUUCUCAACAAUCCAGCAUGUUAUACAGAGUGGAAGGAAGAAGUGAAGAAAAUGGCGAGUCGUAUUCUGACGAUGCGUGACACUCUGUACCAGAAGUUAGUGUCCCUGGGGACGCCCGGUUCGUGGACACACAUCACCACCCAACGCGGAAUGUUUAGUUAUACCGGCCUCUCAGAGGCCCAGGUUGACCUGCUUCAAUCCAAGUACCAUAUCUACAUGCUGAAGUCUGGACGUAUCAACAUGUGUGGGUUGACAUCAAGCAACAUCGAUUAUGUAGCCGAUGCCAUUCAUUCUGUUGUCUGUGGCGACGAAAACCAGCAACAGAAGCAAGCAUCACUAUAGAUAACCUCAAAGUUUAUCCUUAAAGACAUUUACACCCUGUAACACUGUAAAGCCAGUCUUAAGUAUGUGUAGUAUUUGAAGGCUUAGUGAAAGUUGGUGGUGUCUUUGUUUCUACUAAACAAGACAUCAAAUUUGAUGUAGAAGUUCACACCGAAAGUUUUUUUUUUUUUGGAAAUUGACUUAGACUUUUUCAUCGGUGAGUAAUACACCCAGAAGUGAGUUAUUGUCGGAAUCCACACUGUUUACACGGUAUUUUAUAUCACCUUAUGGAUUGGUACAGAAUAGUGAUCUCCUUAUUGUUGACUAAAAAGAUUUUAAUUUGUAUGGAAUUUGUCAAAUUACCUUUAUUAAUUUGAAGUAAUAUCCUUGACACAACAUGUACAGUAAGUUUGUCAUAUUAGUAGUAUUCAAAUUAAGGUUCUGAUGAAAUUAAAAAAAUUGUGUUGUUUUACGACCCUUCAGCAAUUUAAGUCAUUUAUCAGAUUUCGAUAACAAGGUGCGAUUAUAUUAAUUCAUAUGACAUUGAACUAAUCAUGCCUUCCCCGAAUCAGUGUAAAAGAAAAAAAAAAAUCUGUAUCAACCAAGAACACAGAAUUAUUUCUUAAUGUGCAGAAAAGUGCAAACUGUUUUUUAUUUGUUAUGUAUUUGUUGGACGGUGAAAUGCUGUUUAUCCAUGCUAUUGUUUCAGAAGUGAAUUUAAACCUUUUUUUUUUUUAUUAAUGGAGCAAAUUAAAGGUGUUAGUUGUGUUCUCAAUUGUGUGGGUCUGUGUACAUCCAUCUACCUUGUGAUUGUAGUCUAAUUAAUGGGUCAUUGACUUGGCUUUUAUAAUGUCUUUCAUUGAAGGUAAAAUCAAUACCAGCAUUAUGUUAAAUAGGCUCGGGCUCCUGUAAUGUUAGGUUCAUUUUGAUUAUUUCGGUGAUAUAAUUCACAUCCGUAACUUUUCCUUUUUGUUGUAAACAAAAUAAUAUAUUUGCUUUCUCGCAAAGUUUAUUGACCUUCUCAAAAACAUGUAAUCGAAGCCUCCUAUAUAUGAAUUCAGGUGUCAAAUUAAUUAAUAUUAUGUGACGAUUCCCAGGUUGGGACGAUUCAUAACCAGUUUCGUUGGUAGUCUAAGGGAGAUAAUCACAAAUUAAAAAUUAUGCCUGUGCAACAGGGCCAGCCAGUGUGAAGUAAGAAAAAGGAAACCUUAUAGCAAAGUUUUUUGUGUUGUAAAUGAAAUUCAAGUGAUUGCUGGUUAUAUCAGAAGAGAAAGCAAGCAUAAAGCUUACAUUAUGAAUUAGAUAUACAAUUAUAUUUUAGUAUUGAUGAUGUUGUAUGACCAGUUAUCUUUUAAAUACAAAAAUGGUCAGACAUUUGGUUUUCUGAACGGUCGCUGUGCAUGUUGAUAUGGCUGUUUUUUCUGAGAUUUUGACUUUUGUCUUAUGAUCUGAUGUUGAUGAGUUUGUGUAUUAGGUUCACCUGUUUGGUAGAUCGCUUGAUAUCGGGCCUUAUUUACAGCAUUAAUGUUUAUUUACCUGACAUGCCUUAUUUACAUAUAUAAUCAGACAUUGAACAUCAGGGUAUGAAUACAGAAAGUAAGGCAUUUCUAAGUUGAGAUAAAUUGUACCUAAUCCUUCUUGUUGAAUGACAAAUAAAAUAUGUUUAAAUACAGAAAUCAAGGGAGAAUAACUACAGAAUCUUUUAAAGUUGCCUUAUAUCGUUUUAUCUCUUUCUCUCUCUCUCUAAAAACUUAAUUUAUAACAUGUGUUUAUAAAAAAAAGUUAAAAAAAAAUUAAGACUUAAUCAUGUUGUAUAAAUUGUUAAAAGAUCCAAUUUAGGAUGGAAAGACAUGACAGCGGUGGAGCUUGCUUAUAUGGAGGGAGUAGGUCAGUAAGAUGUUUUACCGAGGCAGAUAUAAAAUUCACCAAAGCUGAAUUUCUGCAUGAUGACUAGUAUUUGCAGACAACCCUGGAUCAAUUUCAUUUUUUAUUUGGGACCCAAUAGCAAAGUAAACAAGUAAGCUGAUUCUGAUCACCACCUCCUUUAACCCUUUCACCCCUAGGUAACUUUAAUAGACUCUACCAUACAUUUAUAUGGGGGAGUCCAUUAUGGUCUGCAGUGGUAAAGGGUUAAAUAUUGAUGUUAAGGUAAAUCGAGUGAGACUUGCCAAUAAGUGAAGAAUCAUCAAAAACAUGGCCUGUAAUGGUUUUAAUGCUAAUUUU